Messenger RNA from Sesamum indicum (sesame), 914 nucleotides. RefSeq names its product DnaJ/Hsp40 cysteine-rich domain superfamily protein (gene LQY1). The record is from RefSeq and is a predicted model, not a curated record. Lineage: Eukaryota; Viridiplantae; Streptophyta; Magnoliopsida; Lamiales; Pedaliaceae. Gene Ontology annotation, molecular function: protein disulfide isomerase activity. Gene Ontology annotation, biological process: photosystem II repair. Gene Ontology annotation, cellular component: chloroplast.
AGCUGAGCCCACACAAUCCAAAAUCCGCCAUUGAAACAACAAUACCAGAAAUUCAAGAUACUCUCUCUCUCUCUGAUUCGAAUUUUCUGCCACAUUUGAAAUAUAUAAUUCCCACAAAUAUAGGGAGGGAAAAUUAAGGAAAAUGAAAAUGUUAGCUGCGCCUUCAGCUUCAGUUUCAGCUUCUCGCCUCAACUCUCCAUUUCUCUACUGCCCACUUAAGCUUUCUUCUUCAUUUCGUUUUUCGAGGAAGGCCCUUAAAAUUCAACGCUCUCCAGCUUCAUAUCCAUGCGUCAGGGCCGCUGAUCUUGACCAGAACACAAUAGUGGCGAUAACAGUUGGUGUGGUCAGUGUUGCAGUUGGGAUUGGGAUUCCUGUGUUCUAUGAAACCCAAAUUGACAAUGCUUCCAAAAGAGACAACACUCAGCCAUGCUUCCCCUGCAAUGGCAGUGGUGCUCAGAAAUGUAGAUUUUGCAUGGGUACUGGCAGUGUGACAGUUGAACUUGGUGGAGAUGAGAAAGAAGUCUCCCAAUGCAUCAACUGUGAUGGGGUUGGUUCUUUGACAUGCACCACAUGCCAAGGCAGUGGCAUUCAACCACGAUACCUUGAUCGCAGAGAAUUCAAGGAUGACGACUAAACGCUCUAGACAACAGGGCAACAUGUGGAGGAAUUCUAUGAUGCCUUAUUAACUUGUCACUGAGUUACGUCGGUGGGCAUUAACACGUUCUUUUACACGCAAACAGCUUCUUCUAUUUAUUUUCUUGCCUUAGAUGCGGAAAUCAUUCAUUACAUGUAUCAAUAACAAGGAAAUCCAUGGCAAUUUGUCAAAUCCAGUUGUUUACUUGAAAAUAGUUGGUGUUGAUGUAUGUUGUUGGAUUCCAAUAGAAAGGAAGAUCAAGCGUGUUUCUAUCUGUGAA